UCGUAUUUCAGUUGAUUUCAUUCAACACCCAAAACGUGUUGGUGGCUGGGAGCGCGCGUGUGUGCCUUAAGUCUUUCGUUUUUCUCUUAUAUGUAAAUACCAAGUACACAAUAUAAAUAAACAAAAUUAGCGUCGUUGCGCAAUUUUCAAUUGAAAGCUAUUUUAAAAGCACAACAAAAAAUUUAAUAAAUUAUUGAGAAAUUAAGUAAAAAGCAAACAUCAGAGGAUUUAAAGUUGUAUUUUGUUAAACGCAGACGGAAAUCCAUUAGUAAAAGUAUAAAUACAUAGUGCGUUUGCAUAAAGUUGAUUCAAAAAGUAUACAAAUAUAUAAAAGUAAAAAAAUUGCAGCUUUUUUCCUAAGCUUUAUAUCAGUAGAGGAAAUCCAAAAUAAUGAAGUCCUUCCUGAGCACAGUUUCACUUUUUAUUGUCAUUUUGGCCUUGACAAAUGCCGCCGAAGUAAGAAAGUGCCCGAAGUCGGAUGCACGACAAUUGAAUCCGGACGAAGUGACCAUGCCCCAGUGUCCUAAAAAUAAAUGCACACUCAAACGCAAUACAAUUGCUUCCAUUGCCAUAAAAAUUACACCAGAUCGUGACUUCACCGAACUCACUUCUGAUAUAAAGGGCAUUAUUUUGGAUGUACCGCUUCCAUUCCCUGGUUACUAUGGCACCAGCGCCUGCCCACAUAUCUAUGACGCAGAAGGCAAAGAGAAGGUGGGCUGUCCAUUGAAAGCCGGGGAAACUUACACCUACAAGAAUAGCUUCAAGAUUCUACCAAUUUAUCCACCCGUUAACUUGGUGAUACACUGGGGUAUGGGUGAUAAAAAUGGUGACGCUGUGUGUUUCGAAAUACCGGCCAAGAUAAAAACGUAAAUGUGACAAUGGACAAUGGAAUUGAAUUGAUAAUAUUACUUGCACAUUAUAAUAUUUCCUAAAAUGUUUUUUUGUGAUAAAUUUUUACUAAUUCAAUUCAAUAACUAAAUGAUGAGCUUUUCUGAAAAAAUAUUUUCGGAUUAUCUAAGCGGACCCAUGGUCUAGCUCUAGUGAAUUUAAGAAAUUUAUAAGAUUUUUGUUUUGAUUAUUUUAUUGACUUUCAUUAAAAAUAUUUAAAGAAAACAUGGAAACACCAAUUUUUAUAGAA
Molecule: messenger RNA, 1138 nt
Organism: Anastrepha ludens (Mexican fruit fly)
Lineage: Eukaryota; Metazoa; Arthropoda; Insecta; Diptera; Tephritidae
Product: ecdysteroid-regulated 16 kDa protein-like
Exons: 3
Coding region: 391-870 (159 amino acids)
Biological process (GO): intracellular cholesterol transport
Molecular function (GO): sterol binding
Source: RefSeq, a predicted model, not a curated record